AAAAAAAUUUUUAUGAAAACGUAAGAAUAGAGCAUAUAUGUGUACACAUGCGCAGACUUCCAUAUGGCAUUUGGUCAUACAACUCUAGUUCGCUUAUGAGUUCUCAGCUGAUAUCGAUAGAGGUUAUGGACGUUACUCCUGUGUAAUCUAUUUUGCUAAUUUUGACAGUAUUUUUUUUCAAGAAAGAAUUUGCUAUAUAACCAUAAAGAUAUUAAAAAUCGGUUAAAGGCAUACUGCUUUAUCUUCAAGCAAAGGUUAACUCCAAAAAGAAGUGGAUAAAAUUAAUUAUACUAUCGGUUAUAAGUAAUUGUAAUCAACUUUUAAUUGUGUAUACUAAGAUUUAAAAAUAUUUAAUAUAUACAUGUGCAAAACGUAAAAUAUACAUAUAAUUGUUGUUUAAUGAUUAAAUUGCUAAAUUAUUUUAGCAUGUCAAUUGUGUGAUAAUUGCUUCAGGCAGCAAAAAAACAUUAAUUGUAUUACAUAUUAAUAUGUUGUAAACAAAGAUUUGUGAGGUAACAAUGACUGAAUCAACACAGUUAUUUGGUGGGCCUCCACCUAUUUGGCCCGAUAUCAGAUCAGAACUACGGGAAUAUAUUGAAUGUCCUGAACGAUUACCUAUACAUCAGCUGGACAAUACUCAAUGUUAUUGGCCACGCAAAGCUGAUGUUCUUUCAUUGCUGGAAUUUGAUUUGGCUCCAAUUAGCACUACACUGAAAUUUGAUCGUGAUCCAAUAACAGGCAAGAUUGGCGAGAUACAAGAGAUCAACUUGCAAGGCACAGGGGAAACAGCAAGAAAUUCUAUGUCUAUGACCCGCGCACCUGGAUCACUUACAGAUGGAGUUCGAGGUAAUCCUAGUAAUAUUCCAUUUUGGCCUGGUGGUUUUGAAGAACCUAAAAUACCUAAAAAUGAAAUUGUGGGUGAUAUUGAUUUCGAGAAGGACUUAAGGACAUUAGCCAAGGGAUUUAGCUCAGGAUUAGAAUUUAAAAGUGAUAAUUGCACGCCAGUCAAUUGUAUAACAGACGAAACGGAAGCUUCAGUACCUGAAGAAACUGAAAACUCGAUAAUCAAUGAUAAUGUAAAUUUAAUGGCUGUCAUACAUGAAGAGGGAAAUUUGCUUGGUUCUUGGUCUUCAGUCGAGGAAACGAAAAAGGAAAGCGUGCAAGUUUUGGACAACGACAUUCCUUUCAUAGACAAUUCCAUUUUAUCUGAAGAUACGAGUAUACCAAUCUUGAAAAUAUCUGAGAAAAAAACAGAACUUGUAAAAACAGAAUGGGCGGAGCAGCUGGACAUAUCUGCGCCAGUGACAGACUUUGAAAAAAAAAUACCUGAUCCAGCGAUCACAUUCAGUUAUGAACUGGACACUUUUCAGAAGCAGGCUAUUCUCAAAUUGGAGAAAAACAGCAAUGUCUUUGUUGCUGCGCACACAUCAGCGGGGAAGACUACCGUUGCCGAAUACGCUAUUGCAUUGAGUCAAAAGCAUAUGACGAGAGUGAUUUAUACAUCUCCCAUAAAAGCACUGUCAAAUCAAAAAUAUCGCGAAUUUAAGAGAAAGUUUGAAAGCGUUGGGUUAUUAACAGGUGAUUUGCAAAUAAAUCAAACUGCUUCAUGUCUAAUCAUGACAACGGAAAUCUUACAAUCGAUGUUGUAUUGCGCAUCCGAUGUCUUACGAGAUCUAGAAUUUGUCAUAUUUGAUGAAGUGCAUUAUAUAAAUAACGAAGAUAGAGGACACGUAUGGGAGGAAAUAGUCAUUCUUUUACCCCAGACUAUUAAUAUAGUAAUGUUAUCUGCGACCGUACCGAAUCCAAUAAUAUUUGCGGACUGGGUUGGUCGCAUCAAAAAGCGAAAGAUGUACGUAAUCAGCACCUUGAAAAGACCAAUACCUCUUUUACAUUAUUUGUACACUGGCACUGACGGUAAGACUAAGGAUGACAAAUUCUUAGUCCUUGAUAGCAACAGCCAGUUUUUAUUGGAUGGGUGGUACAAAGCGACAAAUGCGUCCGAUAAAAAGAAAGAUAAAUCCUUAAAGAACUCUAAGAGAAAAAUUCAGAUGACGCCGAAACAAGAAGAUGUAUUAUGGAGAGCGUUUAUAAGCCAUCUUCAGAACAAUGAUAUGUUACCUGUUGUCGUAUUUACUCUAUCGAGGAAACGCUGUGAUAUGAAUGCCGCAACGUUGAGAAAUCUUGAUUUAACGACCGCGAGGGAGAAGCAUCAUGUACAUGUAUUUUUCCAAUCUAAUAUAAAACAUCUGAAAGGCAGCGAUAGAGAAUUACCGCAAGUGCUAAUGAUGCAAGAGCUCUUGCAAAAAGGCGUAGGUAUACAUCACAGUGGGAUACUGCCAAUUUUGAGAGAGAUCGUAGAAAUGUUAUUUCAAAGUGGAGUCGUGAAGUUACUAUUCGCGACGGAAACUUUCGCCAUGGGAGUUAACAUGCCAGCGCGCACGGUGGUGUUUGAUUCUAUACGAAAAUAUGACGGAAACAGUUUUCGUACCCUGUACCCGACUGAAUACAUACAGAUGGCUGGUCGUGCCGGACGGCGGGGUCACGACACCACGGGAACUGUCAUAGUGAUGUGCAGAAACGAUGUGCCACACUUUAAUGACUUGAAACCCAUGAUGUGCGGCGAGCCGCAGACGUUGGAGUCGAAAUUCAAAGUCACGUAUUCCAUGCUUCUAAAUUUAAGAAGGGUAAACGAAUCCGUUACCGUUGAGGCGAUGAUGCGCAAAUCUUUCAAAGAAUCGCCGUUGGCCUCGCAGGAAGCGACGUAUAAUGGUGAGUUACAGAAAGUCGAGCGCGAAUUGUCAAAUCUGCCGCCUCUGACCGAAAUGCAAAAGAAGCUUUCCACGUUUUAUCACGAGGCGGUGGAUUAUUUGGAAGAUGUUAAAUUCCUAAAUCCCUAUUUACUGAACUCGAAGAAGGCAGUGAAAGGUUUAAUCGAGGGCAGAGUUCUGUUAAUAUCGUACGCGAAUCAUUACAAAAAACUAGCCUUAUUAUUGCAAGUUAUAUACCACAAGAGUUCCACUCAGUACAAAGUCCUGAUACUCAAAGAUGCGAAUGUGUCCACUUCUGAAUCCGCCGAAUUCAAAAGUCCUCAGAUAUUCGAGAAAUGGUGCGAGAUUAUCGGCUUAACGAAAACAGAAAUAUUCGUCCCGAGCAUGAAUCCGUCGCACGAAGUUGUAACUCUGUCUCCGUGGCAUAUACUAAAGAUAACUAAUUGUCAGAUAAAAGUUGACUGUUCUUUGGUAUUGAACGAUUGGGAAAAGAGACAAAUCUCACGAUUCAAAAACGACCCACCGGGACAAACGUGUCAGAUGGCAAUUCAAGAAUUGACCUCUCUAUCAUUUAAUGCUUCUUCCGACGCUCUCAUUCUACAACCAUACAUCGAGCCCUCGUCGAAAAAUGAUUUUCAAUUGAGGAUACAACAUAGAGAUAAAUUAAAAGCUAAUCUGCACAAUAUGAAAUGCACAAAAAUACCAAAUUUUGAAGAACAAUUUAGACCUGUAUUCGAGCGAAAUCAACUUGAGGAUAAAAAGCGACAGCUCCAACUUAAACUCAGCGACGAGGGAAUGGCGUUGUACCCUGAAUACCUGAAUAUGGUAGCGCUCCUCAAACAUUUCAAAUACAUUGAUAAUGAUGAAAGAGUCGCCUUAAAAGGAAGAGUCGCGUUACAAAUGGGUAGUAAUGAACUACUGAUAACAGAAUUGAUUCUCAAAAAUGUCCUAACCGUUUUGCAACCGGCGGAAAUAGCAGCGUUACUAUCGGCACUGAUCUUCCAGCAACGCACGGAAUACGAGCCUAAACUCACACCAACCCUUACUAAUGCUUGCAAAAUAAUGACCGAAGUGCACGCAGAAUUGGAAUAUCUCGAGCAAUACUAUCAACUAUCGACAUUGCAACCGUUGAAUUUCGGCUUGGUAGAAAUUGUCUAUGAAUGGGCGCAGGCAAAGUCGUUUGCAGAAAUCAUGAAGAUGACUGAUGUCCAGGAGGGAAUUAUAGUUCGUUGCAUACAGCAACUCGGCGAAACGUUGCGAGACGUCAAAAAUGCGGCUGUGACCAUAGGUGAUCCGGUUUUAAAGGAGAAGAUGGAAGAAGCCUCGACUGCGAUCAAGAGGGACAUAGUUUUCGCCGCAUCUUUGUACACUCAAGACUGACUGCGAAUGAGUAAUUUAACUCUCGAUACUAUCGAAAAAAUCGAUGUAUUUUUUUAUAAAAAGAAAACAACCAGGUAUCGCCGUAAAUACAUUCUGUUUGUAAAAAAAUAUUCUACCAUCCCCAAGGAUGUACAUUUGCAAUUUUUUUUCGAUUGUUAUCGCAAUAAAAUCGUAAAUCAGGUAAA
This is a messenger RNA of Solenopsis invicta (red fire ant), 4333 nucleotides long. RefSeq names its product helicase SKI2W (gene tst). Gene Ontology annotation, cellular component: Ski complex. The record is from RefSeq and is a predicted model, not a curated record. The transcript is spliced from 11 exons. NCBI's taxonomy places the organism in Eukaryota, Metazoa, Arthropoda, Insecta, Hymenoptera, Formicidae. Gene Ontology annotation, biological process: nuclear-transcribed mRNA catabolic process, 3'-5' exonucleolytic nonsense-mediated decay. The coding region runs from base 519 to 4148 and encodes 1209 amino acids. Gene Ontology annotation, molecular function: ATP binding; RNA binding; RNA helicase activity.